CCGAAAGAAAUUUAUUUUAAGAUCUCAAUGAUUUAGUUGAAAUAUUAUUAUAUGACUACUCUAUUAUGUUCCAACCUACGCAGUUCGAACCGCCCAUAUCCUUUACAGCAAUGGCUACAACCGACGACCGUAAGCAGCUUCAUGUAGCGAUGUUUCCGUGGCUUGCUUUCGGUCACAUUAUCCCUUUCCUUGAACUCUCCAAAUCUAUAGCCCAAAAGGGACACAGAGUCUCUCUUCUUUCCGCCGCUAGGAACAUACAACGUCUCCCCACCCUCCCUUCUAACCUUUCGCCACUCAUAAAUCUUGUUAAACUCACUCUUCCACGUGUUAAAGAGCUGCCCUCGAAUGCAGAGUCCACCAUGGACGUUAGCACUAAUGAUAUUCCUUACCUCAAGAGAGCCUUUGAUGGUUUUCAGCCAGAGGUCACUCGGUUUCUUGAGGAAGAGUCACCAGACUGGAUUAUUUAUGACUUUGCUCCCUACUGGUUGCCAUCAGUCGCGGCUGGCCUUGGAAUCUCGCGAGCCUUCUUCUCAAUUAUCAAUGCAUGGUUCAUCGCUUUUCAGGGACCUUCGCCCAAUGACUUGAUAAAUGGUUCUGAUGAACGAACGAUCGCUGAUGAUUUCUUGGCACCGCCGAAAUGGGUUCCCUUUCCGAGCAAACUUUGCUAUAGGAAGCAUGAGGCCAAUUGGAUGGUGGGCUGCGUUUCUGUUAAUGCUUCUGAGGUUUCGGAUGCAUAUCGUUUAGGGAUGGUUUUGAAGGGAUCUGAUUGUAUAUUUAUAAGACAUUGCUAUGAGUUCGAACCCCAAUGGCUAACCCUUUUAGAGAAGCUACAUACUCUGCCAGUGGUUCCCGUGGGGUUAAUGCCACCCGAGACACCCACCGACGUGGUAGAUGCGAAAGACGCCACGUGGGUGACAAUCAAGAAGUGGCUUGAUGGUCAACAAAAAGGUCAUGUGGUGUAUGUGGCAUUAGGAAGUGAGGUUAUGAUGAGCAAAACCGAGCUAGAUGAGUUAGCUUUGGGUCUAGAGCUCUCUGGGUUGCCAUUCUUUUGGGCUCUUAGAAAAUCAGUAGGUUCCACCAAGUCAAACUCGAUAGAGUUGCCAGACGGAUUCUUGGAACGAACCCGUGACCGUGGAGUGGUGUGGACGAGUUGGGUACCUCAGUUACAAGUACUGAGCCAUGAGUCAGUGGGUGGCUUCUUGACUCAUUGUGGUUGGGGUUCAAUUGUGGAGGGGCUCAUGUUCGGUCACCCUCUAAUAAUGUUACCUUUUUUGGUGGACCAAGGUCUCAAUGCUCGAAUAUUGGUGGACAAACAGGUGGGAGUAGAGGUACCAAGAAAUGAGGAAGAUGGCUCCUUCGUUAAGGAAUCGGUGGCCGUAUCAAUGAGGUCGGUUGUUGUCGACAAUGAAGGGAAGAUCUACAGGGCGAAUGCGAUGGAGUUGAGUCAGACAUUCGGUGACAGUGAGCUGCCAAAAAAGUAUGUAGACCAUUUCAUAGACUAUUUGGAAAAGAACAGGCGUGUGGUUGCUAUCAACGAUGAAACGUAACCAUAUAAAGCUUGUGAGUUGUUGGGUUUGUUUAUAUUCAAAUGUUGUUUGGAAUAAUUCAAGUAUUUUGUUUUGGAUGAACGAAAUAACGUUAUAUAUGUUGAAUCACUAUGUGUUUUAAAUUUGAGUAUUUGUGUUUUACUCAAUUAGAUCUUUCUGCUC
Helianthus annuus (common sunflower) is the source of this 1709-nucleotide messenger RNA. RefSeq names its product UDP-glycosyltransferase 91D2. The record is from RefSeq and is a predicted model, not a curated record. The transcript has a single exon. Gene Ontology annotation, molecular function: UDP-glycosyltransferase activity. NCBI's taxonomy places the organism in Eukaryota, Viridiplantae, Streptophyta, Magnoliopsida, Asterales, Asteraceae. The coding region runs from base 66 to 1547 and encodes 493 amino acids.